AUGCAACUUACUUCAUCCACUUCCCAAGCCCUGCUGCUUGCACUUGCAUGCGUGGAAAUUGCCUCCGCAAAAGUCUACAACUGCCCUGGUGCUCUCAAUGUCAAUGUGGUCGACGACAAGACUAUGGGCUCUUGCUGCAUCGGCUCUAACGAUGACUCCUGCGACGUGACCAUUCCAGUCACUGCCACCAACUACGAUGCUCUUGUUUCGAGCGCUAGCUCCAAGUAUCUAAACAAUAUCAACACCAGUAACGGGGGUAAUGGGGGUAAUGGGGGCAAUGGAGGGAGUGAUGUCAACAUCAGCAACGGAGGCAAUGGGGGAAGCGGUAUCUACAUCAGCAACGGCGGUAGCGGCGGCGCUCCUGGAGCUCCUGGAGCCCCAGCAUCAACAUCAGCAACUACCACAAGCAAAUCGAGCCAGACCACUACUACUCUCUCGUCUCAGAGUACCAAUACCGCCAGCUCAUCUGGCUCCUCCGCCAAGCCCGCUGCGGCUUCAACGGCCGCAUUUACCACUGUCACUUCAUCGGCCGGAUCUACUGUUACUGUCACUUCUUCGACUAAGACUGGCGGUGCUGGAAAGCUGGACAUGGGAUACGCCAUGGGUGCCCUUGCUUUUCUGGCUGGAGUUGCGCUCCUUUAA
Molecule: messenger RNA, 642 nt
Organism: Clonostachys byssicola
Lineage: Eukaryota; Fungi; Ascomycota; Sordariomycetes; Hypocreales; Bionectriaceae
Source: the annotation of a GenBank genome assembly